Messenger RNA from Ceratitis capitata (Mediterranean fruit fly), 1936 nucleotides. RefSeq lists its product as uncharacterized. Gene Ontology annotation, cellular component: small-subunit processome; Pwp2p-containing subcomplex of 90S preribosome. The record is from RefSeq and is a predicted model, not a curated record. Bases 16 to 1845 code for a protein of 609 amino acids. Gene Ontology annotation, biological process: maturation of SSU-rRNA from tricistronic rRNA transcript (SSU-rRNA, 5.8S rRNA, LSU-rRNA). Gene Ontology annotation, molecular function: snoRNA binding; protein binding. NCBI's taxonomy places the organism in Eukaryota, Metazoa, Arthropoda, Insecta, Diptera, Tephritidae. The transcript has 5 exons.
AUAGAACAGCGGACAAUGGAAGUUGUUCAGGAAUUACAAGAGCGUGCAUUACCCGUCUACGAACAAUUAAAGCGGUACAAUGUGUGCGAUGACAAUGAGAUCAGUGAUUAUAAACAAAAACGAGAGUCGUUUGCCCUACAACUUACACAAAAGAGUGUUAAUAGCCGCACUUAUGUGGAAUACAUUAUACUCGAACGUAAAAUGUAUCGCUUGAUAGAGCGCAAAGAAGCCAACUUUAAAACUGAGUUAAGAGGCCUAAAGAACAAUUUGAUAAAUCACAUAACGAAAUUGUACCGAGAAUGUCUACAAAAAUUUCCUGAAUCCGAAGGUUUAUGGAAUCACUUCAUAGAGUUCAGCAAACAUUCCAAUCCCAUGCAAGUACUUGGUAUCUACGAAAAAAUGCUCACGUAUCACGGCUCCAAUGAAAAAAAUUGGGUUGAAGCAGCACUCUGGGCCUUCAGCAAUGAUAGCGAAAGUCUUGUAUGGCAAGAUAUUUGUACAAGGGGUCUACAACGCCAUCCUAAUGAAGAAAUACUUACCAAAACAUUGUUUGACCUCUUGGUAUUUGUGGCACAUAAGAGAGCAGAAGCUGGACAGAAACUUGAUUAUGAGAGCGCUUUAAGACAAGCGGAAUGCGUUUAUAGGAACAGUCGCACAACGAUUACGAAUUUAGACUUCUUUCUGGGCUUAGUGCGACGUUGUGAAGAAUCUUCUUUUAUUAAUAUUACAGCUCCACUACAGUUAAAGAUAAUCGAUGAUUUAAUGGAACGUUACCCGUCACAAGAAAGACUUUGGGAUUUCUUGGCGCAGCGUGAAUUGCGAGGUUAUACAUUAGGUGAUUUGAAAGAAUAUGCUAAAACAAUAGAAGUCGACAAAGCAGACGAGACUCAAGACUCCACAGAAAAUGGGGUUAAUUUCAUCAAACCUGUAUUUAAGGAUCGCACAAUGAAGCAACGUAUUGAAUUAUGCGCCAAAGUAUACGAAACUGCAUUAAAAACUCUGAAAACUCGAACCAUUUGUCACAAUUACAUUAGUGCAAUGCUAGUGGUAAAUGAAAAUAAUGAGACGGAUUUAAAAACAAGACGAAAGUACUUGGCGAUGGCGCUAAGAAUUGGACAUGAGUCAGGUCUAAUGAGUGAGGAACAUUACUGCGUAUUUUUGCGCUUAUUAAUCGUGACUGAAACUGGCAGGAAAAUCGCUGAGUCGAUUCUAAGCGAAGUUUGUUCUGCAUAUAAAUCGGUGAAAUUAUACGAAGUAUGGGUUUCGUAUUAUAUUAGUCAAAACGAUUCGGAUAUGGUAGAAAAAAUCCACGCCAAAGCUGUUAAAGACUUAGGAGAUAAGUCAGCACCCAUAUAUGAAUUGUCUAUACAAUAUUUCAAAACACGAUACGAUGAAGACCGUUCCACACUUGAACGGCUAUAUCGUGAUGCAAUCAAAAUGACGAGUCCGAAAUUCGGCAUAUUUCGAGCGCAAUAUUUGGAGUUUUGUAUGAUUAAUUCUCCCUUAGACAAAGUACGCAAAGAAUACGAUCAUUUAAGUCAAUUACCGCCACCAUGUUUGAAAUUGCAUGAAAAAAUGGCCGAAAUAGAAUCCCAGGUUAUUUUAAGGACUAAAAAGGAUACUGAACGACGGCGACAAGUGUAUGAAAAUAUGGUUUUGCAGUUUGGAAAGGACAACACCUCAGUGUGGAUGGAAUAUGUUCGCUUCGAAUGUUCAUAUGGCGAUAAGAAUCGUGUAACACAUAUUUAUGAUCGUGCGAAAGCUACAUUGAACGAGAAUUUAGUAUAUCCAUUCCAAAUGGAAUAUGAUCUAAAAAAGGAAAAUUUUAAAGCUGAAGCAGAUUAAUUUAUGUACAUAUCUAAAAAUAUGUAAUGUGCGAUUUUAAAAAUUGAAAUAAAAUCUAAACAUCCAUAUCUACUCAUGCUUUGCUAAUAAA